Messenger RNA from Guillardia theta CCMP2712, 351 nucleotides. RefSeq lists its product as hypothetical. The record is from RefSeq and is a predicted model, not a curated record. NCBI's taxonomy places the organism in Eukaryota, Cryptophyceae, Pyrenomonadales, Geminigeraceae. The transcript has 5 exons. Bases 1 to 351 code for a protein of 116 amino acids.
AUGUGGGUCAGAAACCCUUGCAGGCAAGUGUACGAGGACGUGGAUGUGCCGCUUAAGCACCGGGCUCGCGAUGCCGACUGCUUCUUCAAUCAGCUCUCACCUAGCGCGAGACUGUCGCAGGGGCAUCUGAUCCGGGGAGAAGAGCGCCUGGCGGUCUUGUGGGAUGGGUAUGAGCCCAGCAAGGAUCCCAGCAGCUCAGAGCUGGGAAGAGUUUACUUCGCCAUCAGAUCGGUCUCGGCAGGCUCCGGCCUGGUCGGCUCUCUACUCUUUCCGUUCAUGCGACCGAUGCAAGACAGGUUCUUUGCCUCUCAGCUGGACAGCAUGCAGACAUCCGUCAGCGAGAAGCCUUGA